Molecule: messenger RNA, 2361 nt
Organism: Pleuronectes platessa (European plaice)
Lineage: Eukaryota; Metazoa; Chordata; Actinopteri; Pleuronectiformes; Pleuronectidae
Product: histone-binding protein N1/N2
Exons: 15
Coding region: 479-2209 (576 amino acids)
Biological process (GO): CENP-A containing chromatin assembly; DNA replication-dependent chromatin assembly
Cellular component (GO): nucleoplasm
Molecular function (GO): histone binding
Source: RefSeq, a predicted model, not a curated record
GGAGGUGUGUUCUACAGGGAAAUGUUGUGAUGUGCAUUUUUUAUCCGAUCUAUCAUCUCAUCCACCAGAGGAAACCGAAUACUGCAUUGAUGACAAGAACCCAUGUGUGUGACAAGGGGGAGUGAUGGCAGUGUGAGUGGGAUCAUCUCAGUGUGAGGUUGAUUGGCUGCCAGGUCCAGACUCGUCUUGAUGAGGCAGCGACGCAGCGUAGUCAGCAGGAGGAGCUCAGGAGGGAGCUGGACAAUCCCUGUGUCUCACAGCAGGACGUGACAGCAGCCUAAUUCUCCCGCGCUAGUUGACGAACACGGAAGUCGACCGGAAAAGGCAGGACUAUUUCGCGCCAAAUUGAAACAGAAGAGUUGACAGAGCGAGCAGCUCGAGAGACGAACCGACACUCAAACCUCCGGACAUCGCUUGAAGUUUUACCGUCUGUUAUCCCUGUCAGUCCAAGGUCUGUAUUCACUGUGCCACACACCAGAUGAACCUGAAGACCGAGACACUGAACCGCAGCAGCUGUUUUUCCACCAGAGAUUUAUCUGAGAAGUGUGUUUCCCUGUCCAGUGUCGCUAACAUGGAGGAGGCCAACAAGCUGGUCGGCACCGGGAAGAAGCACCUGGUGAUGGGGAAGGUGGUGGAGGCGGUGAGCGCCCUGCAGGAGGCCUGUGGCAUGCUGGCAAAAAAGUAUGGCGACACAGCGGAUGAGUGUGGAGAGGCGUUCUUCUGGUGCGGUAAAGCCCUCCUGGACCUGGCACGGAUGGAGAACUCAGUCCUUGGUAACGCUCUGGAAGGAGUUCCUGAAGAAGAAGAAGAGGAGGAAGAAGAGAAACCCAAAGACUCCAACGUUGAGAGCACAGAAAACAUUGAUGAGAAGACCAGGGACGAAAUGAGGGUUCAGGUGUACGACGCCAUGGCCGAGAAGAAAAACGAAGGUGCCCAAAAGGCUGAAGGGAAGCAGAGUGAAAAGUCCGAGAAGAAAAACGAAGAGGCUCAAAAGGCUGAAGGGAAGCAGAGCGAAAAGGCCGAGAAGAAAAACGAAGAUGCCCAAAAGGCUGAAGGGAAGCAGAGUGAAAAGGCAGAGAAGAAAAACGAAGAUGCCCAAAAGGCUGAAGGGAAGCAGGGUGAAAAGGCAGAGAAGAAAGGUGCCGUGGUAAAGGCCUCCGCUGGUGAUGCACAACAGAAAGCAGCCAAAAAGGGAGAGGAGGAAAAGAAGAGCAAGGUUGAUGAAGACAAAUCUGCUGAGAAUGAAGACGAGAAGGAAAAUGAGAAACAAGGCGAGGAAUCAGCAGUGGAAGCAGAAGACGGUGAAGAAGAGGAGGUGGAGGAGGAGGAGGGCGACGAUGCCGAAAUGGAGGCUGACGCACCAGAGCAAGGCGAAGGAGACGGCACCGCUGAGAAGGACAGUGAUGAGGAGGAGGAGGAGGUGGGGAACCUGCAGCUCGCCUGGGAGAUGCUGGAAGUGGCCAAGGUCAUUUACAAGAGGAAAGAGUCUAAGGAUGAUCAGCUGAUGGCAGCGCAGACCCACCUGAGACUGGGUGAGGUUUCUGCUGAAUCAGGAAAUUACUCCCAGGCGCUGGAGGAUUUCCAGGAGUGUCUGAAGCUGCAGGUGAAACACCUGGACUCAGACAGCCGCCUGCUCGCUGAGACUCACUACCAGCUGGGCCUGACCUACAGCCUGAACCUCCAGUACCGCCAAGCUGUCGACCAGCUGAACAGCUCCAUCUCCGUCAUAAAGAGCAGGCUGGACAAGCUGCAGCAGCUGCUGGACAAGGCCGAGGGCCCGGAGGCUCUGCCCGGCGAGAGGAAGGAGAUGGAGGAGCUGAAGGCUCUGCUCCCAGAGAUCAAGGAGAAGGUGGAGGACGCCACAGAGGGACUGAAAAUGACGAGUGCUGCUUCUGAGUCUGUGAAGGAUGCACUGGGGGGAGGCUCUACUUCCUCUGCAUUCCCAGAGUCUGCUCUACAGAACGGUGACGCUGCCUCCAGUUCAAAAGUGAACGGCACAUCAACCAAAAGAGUCAGUUCCACCAACGGACACUCGUCCUCCGCUGCGGUCUCUGACAUCUCCCACCUGGUCAGGAAGAAGAGGAAACCCGAGGAGAGUCCAGUGAAGGAGGUGAAGAAGAUGAAGCACGAGCCUCCCGCUGACAAAGUCGAAAAAGCCGGCAGCAAAACUAAAGGAAAAACAAACAGUAUGGAAGUCGACAGUAAGUGAACCUGGUUUCCCUCCUGACUUUCCUCUGCGCCCAAGAGAUUCACCGUCCCGCCAAGCCCUUGUUGGACUUGUUUGCUGUUGUAAAUAUGUGCAUAUAUAACUAUGCCUGUUGUUAUGUUCCUGUUGGUUCACAUGUGUAUCUGUAAAGUUGA